This is a messenger RNA of Periophthalmus magnuspinnatus, 3129 nucleotides long. It is a transcript of the gene net1, whose product is annotated as neuroepithelial cell transforming 1. The coding region runs from base 170 to 1789 and encodes 539 amino acids. Gene Ontology annotation, biological process: intracellular signal transduction; positive regulation of Rho protein signal transduction. NCBI's taxonomy places the organism in Eukaryota, Metazoa, Chordata, Actinopteri, Gobiiformes, Gobiidae. Gene Ontology annotation, molecular function: guanyl-nucleotide exchange factor activity. The transcript has 9 exons. The record is from RefSeq and is a predicted model, not a curated record.
AUCCAAAGUAGAGCCAGAGGUCAGCCCCUGUUCCACACUGGGGUGAGCUCAGGUGACGUCAGGGCACUUAUUUAUUAAACUAUUUUGAAUUCCAUUUUGAUUUGACAUUUUUGCAAAACUGUGGAUUAUAUUUGGUGAAACAGGAUUUUACGGAUACCUUUCCAAAGCUAUGGUGGCUUACGAUGAACUUGGAACGUUGGUGCCUGUCAAACGCACAUUGCAAGUGAUAGACUGCCAGAGCCAAGCCAGCAAAGAACUAGAGGAACCCAGUACCAAGCGCGUCCGACCGCUCGGCAGGGUGACGUCGCUCGCUAACCUCAUUUCUCCCAAGAAUGGGGCCGUCCGGCGAUUCGGCCAAACCAUCCAGGCCUCUUUUCGGGGCGAUGGGAAGUCGCCGGCCGCGCCCCAUAAAACCUGCUCCAAGGCCACAGCCCCCACCCCUCCCAAACGCAGGAACAGCAUCCUCUGGUCUGAAAACCUGGACCUGCACCAGAAAGGAACGAUGUCGGUCAAGGAGAUCAAGAGACAAGAGGCCAUAUUUGAGCUCUCACGCGGAGAACACGACCUGAUUGAGGAUCUGCAGCUCGCACGAAAGGCAUAUCACGACCCUAUGCUGAAACUCUCCAUUAUGUCUGAAGAGGAGCUGACUCAGAUUUUUGGAAACUUGGAUGCAUUUAUCCCACUUCAUGAAGACCUCCUGCAGCAGCUAUCCAAAGCCACAGCCGAGGACGGGACCGUGGGACAGAUUGGGCAGAUAGUCGUCAGCUGGCUGCCCAGGCUGAAUGCUUACAGAGACUACUGCAGUAACCAGUUAGCAGCUAAAGCUCUUUUGGACCAGAAGAAGCAGGAUCCUCGAGUGCAGGACUUUUUACAGAGAUGUUUAGAGUCUCCCUUCAGCAGAAAACUAGAUCUCUGGAGUUUUCUGGACAUACCGCGAUCUCGUCUGGUCAAAUACCCCCUGCUCCUCAAACAGAUACUGAGACAUACACCACCAGAGCACCCCGAUACGGCCAGUCUGGAGCAAGCUAUAAGUUUAAUCCAAGACGUUCUGGCUGAUAUCGAUUUGAAGAAGGGAGAGUCUGAGUGCCAGUACUACAUCGACAAAUUGGAGUAUUUAGACGAGAGGCAGAGGGACUCAAGGAUUGAACAGUGUAAAAGUCUACUGUGCCAUGGUGAACUGCGCAGCAAGAGCGGAACGAAGUUGCACGUGUUCUUGUUCACGGAGGUUCUGGUUCUGACCCGGUCUGUGAGCAGAAAUGAGCGCCAGUGCUUCCAGGUUUACAGACAGCCCAUCCCAGUGCAGGACCUAGUGCUAGAAGACCUCCAAGAUGGAGAUGUGAGGAUGGGAGGGUCCUUCAGAGGGGCCUUCAGUAACGCAGACAGAGCGAAGAAUAUUUUCCGAGUGCGUUCCCAAGACCCCACACAGACCCACUCCUCACAUACACUCCAAGUCAACGACAUCUUCCACAAGCAGCAAUGGCUCAACUGCCUCAGAUCAGCCAUCGCAACCUUCCGCCCAGACUCCUCCCCCUCCUCCCCCAGCUCCUCCUCCUCACUUCGCCGUAGACCCUCCUCCAUCUCCGCUAUAGUCCACAUGGAAGAGGCGUCAGACGAAAAUACCCCACAAGUCUCGCAAUCUGCCCCCAACUCUCCCUGUUCUGUCCCUCUCACCCCACAACCCCUCAGGCGCUCGCUGCCCUCCUGCUCAAGCACAGCGUCGCUCCUAAAAUCCAAAAAGGACAAGAAAUACAUCUAUUCUUUGGGAAAACGGAAAGAGACUAUGGUUUGAGUUGGAACGUUUUGGACAUUUUGUAAAUAUGAGGAAAAUCCAGGACUAUAUUUAUGUCUGUGUAUUAUUUUACAGUGUUCCAUGUUACUGUCCACUACUUGGCAGCUACUACAAUGUAUGUACCCUCCAUUUUGAAUGGGACUGCUCCCAUAGAGACUUAAGACUAUCAGGAAGCACCGCGUUUGAAUUACAUUGUUUACUCCUAACAUAAUAUUUAAGCAUUAUUUUAGUUAUUUGUGGGGUUAAUUUAGCAUUUUUGUAUUUUGUAAGUGUAGAGUUUUUGUAGCAGUACUGUUGAUGACAUUGACAUGGUUGCAACAUGGAGAUUUGGGUGUCUAAAUAUGAUUGGUUGGCCAUAGUUUAUAUAUUAGUUUAAACAAAAUCAAAUUGAUGGAAUUUUUUUACUAUUAAGAAUAUCGGUUUAAACUUCAACUAGAAGACCUCUCAAAAUGUUUUAAAUACUUCUAGUUAGCAUAUUAGGAUAGCAACAUGGGCUAAGCUUUGCACUAGCAUUGCUCAUUGAAUGUCAACUAUGCUACAGCUAAUAUUUUUGGCUUUAAAUUUUCAUAAUGGGACGUAUGUCUUGAUUGAUGUCAUGUCCAUCAAAAGAUAGUCCCUCCCACUUUGCCUAAACAACCAAUCAUAUUUAAGCAUUUGGCCCAGACAUUUUAGCACUAACCAAUGCAGAGACAGUUUAUCCAGACAGCUAGGUCUUAUUUUUAUACAUUCCUUUAUGACAAAUAUAAGCCAAUAUUUUAUGUUAUGACAAAAAUCACGCAACCCUAAAAUUAAUAUUUGGGUUUUCGAAUCAGGUCUGAAGUUUUGUUUUAAAACUUUGAAAAUGUAUACACUCUGAGCCAUGUUGAUUAAAAAAAAAUCAGGACUUAUUUGGAGCAUUUUUCAGUGUAACAUCUUGCAUAGGGGUUUAGCUACAGCUUUUCAAAGCAGUUAUUAUGUGUAGGAUUGGAUUGUGUUGGAAAAAGUACGUUGUUUUGAUGGAUUUAGAGAGAAGAUGGAAUAGAUUGUUUUGGUUUUGGUAUUAAAGUUUAAAAUGGAUGUGCAAAAAUUUUCUUUUUGCAGAUGAAAUGUUGGAAAUAGAUUUGAACUGAAUGUUUAUCUAAGUAGGGGAAGGCAGACGAUUUAGAAGGAUUUGUGAAUGUAACAAACUAUUGAUGGCAUGGGAACUAAAGCAAAUGGCAGAAUGUGUGUAACUGAACACAAUAAACAUGUAAGAUUGCAUUGAAAAUUCUGGUUUGAACUCAUCUUUUUCUCAAUUCAAAAAGAGCCUAUGACAUAGAUGUACCUAAAACAUAAGGAAACAUCAUUAAAUUGAAAUUUUU